AUGGCUACUGAGCUACCACUGCAUCUUGGGCCGCCGGUGGAGACGCUGCCAGUGCCAGCCCUGCCAUCCGUUGAGCCAGUGAAGGAGGAGGUCCAUCCAACCAAGACCACAGACGAGGAGCCAACGCAGCCCCCGAACCCGGAGAAGUCCGAAACGGACAGACUCCUUGAGGAAAUUGCCCUGUUGACCGCCACCCAGAAAGGGUUGGAGCCAAAGUUGGACGGCGGCUCCGGCUCUGGCCCAUCAUCAAACGGCCCGCCCCCGCCCCCGCCACGGAAAGCAUGGUCGUUCGGGACAGAUCGCCGUGAUAGAGCCCGUGGGGAGGUGACCUCUGUGCCUCCGCCAGGAGAAAAACCCGACGACAUUCCGCCACCCCGGGUCUCCCAGAUUAGCCGGGUACCCUGGGCGGCCUUCCAGCGCACCCGCCAUAGCAGCCCAUUUGCCAUCGACGUCCUGGUCGGCGACCCCGAUCCGAAAGUCGCCAUACUCACCCGCUUUUCACAAUUCAAUGUUCCCGCGCCGGCUCGCCAGGUGGCAGAGGCGGCCGACGAAGCCGAAGCGGCUGAGGCGGCCGAGGGAGCGUGGGCUGAGGACGAUCUAGACGACCUGGAAGAUCACGAUCACAUCCCCAUUAAAAAAGCGUCGACCGUUGUGGCCAUGCCGCCCAGCCACACUCAGCGUACCAAGGUUCGGAGUCAGGCACCCCUGCCAGAGCGCAUCCGCAUCAACUCCCCAGCCAUUAUCGAGCUUCUCAACAACAUAGUCGAUAUGGACGAGGACAAGGCCGAAACAGACGCCCCCCUUCUCAUGAUGCAGCCCUUCCGAGCUCUGGUCUACCAUAAAGACGAAAUCCGAAACGCCAAAAAGAGGCUCGAGGCCGAGAUCAGGGACAAGGACAAAAACAUGGCAAAAGCCAAGGCGCUAGUACAGACUGGACUAUCUGGGGGAGAAAAGAAAAAGGACGACGACGAUACGUCUGGUGACGGGGACAAAGCUGGGCUAAAGAUUUACGGAGACGCGGAACCCGAGAGCCCGCCGGCAUUCAAGGAUGACGGACCCAGCUACAUUGGCCCCCUGCUGAACAGCCAGAGAGACGUCGACGACAUCCAGUGCCUCGUCGACUUCAUCGACACGGAACUGGAGGGCAGGCUGGCGUACCUGGCGAGCAUCGACUGCCAGCGUGUUGCCUUUAGCGACAUCUGGCACCUGUUCAAGCCGGGCGACUGUGUGCUCGGCGCCGACGCCAAGCAGGCGUACCGCGUGCUCAACGUAGAAUAUUCCAAGCACAGCAUGAAGCUGCCGUCGCCCCGCGACGUCUGGCGCCACGGUGCGAAGGCCCGACUCGAGGACUCGCCCAUCACCAUCCAGUGCAUCUACAUCGACUUUGACGGUGAGCAGAUCGGCCCCGUCCUCAAGACGUUCGAGUUCCAUCGCUUCGAGGGCGACAGAAACGUGCGUUCGCUCGACAUCGUCCCGCUGCGCCUCGCCAAGGCAGACGGCGAGCUCGAGAAGACGCUGAUCAAGCGCGGCUCGACCUUUAUCGAAGCAUGCGGCACGGGGCGCCGCGGCGUGCCGCUGCACUACUCGGGUCUUACGCUGGACACCAAGGAGGAGGUCAACAGCCAGGUCGUCAUCGACUUCGAAGAAGCCUUUGCCGCCAACGGCGGGAACCGCAGGAACGAAAAGGGCGGCCUGACAACAGAGCAGGUCGUCCUCGAGCUGUUCGUCAGCAUGCUGCGAGAAGAAGCACCCAAGGGGCAGAAUCCCGUCUUCGUGCCCGACGCCAUGGCGCAGAACUGGAAGCCCACCAUCGAGAACAUCGACACGCGGUACCAGGACGAGAUCAAGAAGAAAGAUGAAGAGGCCAGUAAGACAGCCCGACGCUCCGAGUACGCCACGGACUCGGACUCGGACCGGUCUAGGGGGUCUAUAACGCGGCGGCGCAAGCUCAACAAGAAGCACUCGCGCAACCGGCAGUGCAUCCCCGAGUGCUGCGGGACCGAGAACGUGCACGACGACACCUACGUUGAGCGCGGGCGCACCACUGACUUCAUCCAGGGGCAGUUCCGCGAGCAGCGCGAGAUAGGGCUGCGCCAGCGCGUGCCGUCGCUGGCCAUCUCGCCGCAGCCGCUGAGCAGGGCCACCGAGGACGAGCACUUCAUCACCGACGGCGAGCGGCUCAUCGUUACGUAUCGCGUCUUCGGCUUCAUCAUGCGCAGCCGCAAGUGGGCCCAGCUGGACCUCACGCACCUCGGCCCGCCCAAGGGUGAGAACACGUUCGACUUGCUCGUGCUGCCGCCCGGCCACCGCAACAUGGUCGAGAGCUUGGUUACCCAGCACUACCUCGACAAGGCGUCGGCGUUGGACGAGACGGACGAGCGGGACAUUGUUCACGGGAAAGGCAAGGGCUUGAUCCUGCUCCUCCACGGGGCUCCGGGGGUAGGAAAGACGACCACAGCAGAAUGCGUUGCCACCUAUUUCCACAAGCCCCUGUUCCAAAUCACCUGUGGAGACUUGGGGGCCACGGCCGAAGUGGUCGAACGGCGGCUGGAGACCAACUUUGCCCUAGCCAGUCGGUGGGGUUGCAUUUUGCUCAUUGACGAAGCCGACGUGUUCCUCGAGGCGAGGCAGACGGAGAACUUUGACCGAAACAGCCUCGUGGCGGUCUUCCUCCGCACCCUCGAGUACUACACGGGCAUUUUAUUCUUGACGACCAACCGCGUGGGCACGUUCGACGAGGCGUUUACAUCACGCAUCCACAUCAGCCUGUACUACCCGCCACUGGAUCAGGCGUCCACACUCGCCGUGUUCGAGGUCAACCUGAACCGGAUCAAGGAGCGGUUCAACAAGAAAGAGGAGCGCGGCGUCGCGAAGCUAUUGCUCCAUGAGCGGUCCAUCAAGGCCUUCGUGCUCAACUACUACAGCCGCAACAAGGAAGCGCGCUGGAAUGGGCGCCAAAUCCGCAACGCCUGUCAGACGGCGCUCGCGCUAGCCGAGUUCGAGGCGCACAAGAAGGUCGCCAAAGCGACAAACAGCGCUGCGGGAGGCGGCGGGGCCGGAAUCGGCCGCACCGUCAUGGACGUGGCCGCCACGUCGCGCACCAUGGUCACGGUCAAGAUGUCGGCCAAGCACUUUGGCGACGUGGCCGAGGCGUACCUGGCCUUUAUGCGCUACCUGCGCGACGUGCACGGCGUCAGCGCCGCGCAGCAGGCCAAGAACUACCGCCUGCGCCACGACCGCUACGGGCUCGGCCGCGAGCCGCCGACCACGGCCGGCGGGCUGGGGCUUCUGGCGUCGCGGCAGCAGCACCAGCGGCCGCAGCAGACUCAGGCUCAGAGGGCGCCGCCAGUGCAGAAGCGGACGACCACUACCACGACCACCACCGUUGGGCGCGGCGCUGCUGCUGCGCGGACCCGGCAGCCGGUGCCGCAGCGGGCGGCGAGGCCGAAGCAGGUCGAGGUCGAGGUAGUAGAGGAAGAAGAGGGUCUCGGCGGGUAUGGGUAUGGCGAAGCAGAAUUUUACGAAGAAGAGCAGGAUGAAGAUGAAGAUGAAGAUGCGCUGCUAGAUGAGGAAGAGGAGGCGCUGGAGGGUGAGGAGGAAGAGGAAGGCGAGGAGGAAGAAGAAGAAGAAGCAGAAGAAAAUGAUGAAGAAGCACAGUUCGACGAGGAUCUUGAGGACGAGCAAGAAGAGGUUGACGAGGAGGACGCAGAGGAAGACCUGGAUGACGACGCCAAUUUCGGCGCCCUGGACGACGAGCAACUUGGCGAAGUAGAAGAAUUCUUAGAAGAUGAGUUCCAGGAGGAGGGGGAAUACUCUUACGAGCCGCCGCCCAAGGCCAGGCCCCAAGCUGCCGGCGGCGGCCGUGGUUUGACGCCCCGAUCCCGGGGACAGUCCAAGGCGGCACCACCAGUGGCAAAUUCGCGUGGUGGCGGUGUCGGCCGCGGAAAAGCGGCCGCCACUGCUGCCACCCCUGCCCCAGCGGGGAGACCACUGGGCAAGUCGCCGAGGGGAGGCCUUGCGCCGCGUGCGGGACAAGGACGCGGUAAGGCGCCGGCGGGCGCGGCAGUAGCUAGCCGAGGUCGUGGUCGUCGAGUGGUUCCGAAGCAGGAGUAG
Molecule: messenger RNA, 4113 nt
Organism: Lasiosphaeria miniovina
Lineage: Eukaryota; Fungi; Ascomycota; Sordariomycetes; Sordariales; Lasiosphaeriaceae
Exons: 5
Coding region: 1-4113 (1370 amino acids)
Molecular function (GO): ATP hydrolysis activity; ATP binding
Source: RefSeq, a predicted model, not a curated record